Molecule: messenger RNA, 1968 nt
Organism: Penicillium vulpinum
Lineage: Eukaryota; Fungi; Ascomycota; Eurotiomycetes; Eurotiales; Aspergillaceae
Product: Myb-like DNA-binding domain protein
Exons: 1
Coding region: 1-1968 (655 amino acids)
Cellular component (GO): nucleus
Molecular function (GO): histone binding; protein heterodimerization activity
Source: RefSeq, a predicted model, not a curated record
AUGAACGAGCCGGACGGCGGCAUGGACCACUCCAUACAGGACAAUAUGGAACGACCAGUGAAGAGACCACGUCUAUCAUAUACCCCCGAAGACAACGAAGAGCCCCUGGCAGACUUUGAUCUCCCUGCCGCGCGCGCGCAAAAUGACUCGCGACUGAAGUCUCUCUUCGAAGGCAUUUUCGCAAAAUAUAGCCAUGACUUCACCGACAUUGGCGAUGAGAUUGACCUACAGACCGGGGACAUAGUGGUUGACAAUGGGCAUAUUCUGGGGAUGCGAGGCGAGCACGGUGCUGGGGAUCAGACACAAUCAUGGCUCUCCCAAGCUGAACUGGAUAGAUCGGAAGAAUCUGAUGUGGACGACGACAACAACACGCAGGUAGAGGAUGAGGAAUUUUUUUCUAUGGCAUCCUCUCCCGGCGGUCACUCUCCGGAUGCUCUACAUGACGAGUCGCCCUCGAAACAGCUACAGACAGACAUAGAUAGCUCUUUGGAUUUCGUGUUUACUUUUAAAGCAUCGGGGACUGUAGGGUCCAGUCCUACGGCCAAGGAGGAACAUGUCCCCCAUCUCACCAAGCCUAUCCCAGUUUCCAAACCGCAAGAUCCACUUUGGGCAGUCCCAGAUCUCCCCCCAUCCUUUUCAACACCCACCGCUGAAACCCGCAAAUCAAACGUGGGCUUUUCUACACCUGCUAGGUUUCAAUCUCCGCCAGGGAGUGGUUCGGUCUGGGCUUUGCGCAGAUCUCGUAGACCACGCACAGAAACGAAACCCAAACCCACGCCGAGUAAGCGCCGACCGGCCGCGAAGCGCAAAUAUCAUUCUAGCCCUGUGACGCGCGACUGGUCGUUUGCGGCUCUGCCAGAUGGGAAUGAGUCAGAUGACCCUUUGCAGGACUAUGAGCCAUCGCCCACACCAUCGAAAGUGAAAAUUAUCCGUGGGAAGCGCCUCAUUCCAACGAAAGAGAAAGAUGGUCCAUCUACUCCUUCGAAGAAGCCAGCCCCUGUCAUCAAAGCUGAUGACCAAGGUGAUGACCAAGAAGGGGGCGGUGAGACUAGCGAUCACGACGAUGAUGGGCCUGACGCACACCUCGAAGAAGGGAACUGUGGAACAAGCAAUGAGAUAGACAAAGUGCCUGAAGCAUCCCUUGCAGAGGAGGUCUGCGAACCGAAUCAGCAAGAAUACGGAGUGCCUGAAGAACAACUCCCAGGAGGCUGCGGAGCAAGUGACCAAGAAAAAGAAGCGCCUGAGGCAGAAUCAGAAAAUGAACUGCUACUAGAUUCUAUUGUACAAUGUGAUUCAACUCCCAAGGCCACGACCACGGCCAGCAUCCAGGCCUCAUCCCCGCUGCCCAUGGAAAAUACCCCAAGCAAAAGACUGCCCGUGACACCCGAUGAAGCAAAGCUUAUCGUGUAUAUGAUGUACAAGCAAGAAAAGAAGGCCAGCGACGUGAUGCAGCUGUUGCCAGGUCGCGACUACCACACAGUUUGGCACUGGUUCUACAAUCACUGGACCCGCCACCUCGCCAGUCCGCCUCUCCUUUCCGCUGCCUGGUCGCAGCCUGAGCUGGCAGCUUUGUCCCAACUCAGCACCCAAUCGGAUCUUACCUGGGGUCAGAUACAAAAUCGGUUCAAGGGCCGGUCGCGACAUGAGAUUGAGUUUGAGCUGCUUCGUGCCUGCGUUGGUGAGGGCUUUACCUCUGCAAUGAUAGGGAACGUCGAGGAACACGUGGAGUCGGAAGAGGAACAGCAGGAAGAAACGACAGAGGAAGAUGAUACGGACGACGACGAGAUUAAGGACGAGUCGGAAUCUGACGUAGGCAUGGAUGGAAUCGAAGAUGAGUCGGGGGAUAACAAUGCUCCAUCCGAAGACACUGCCCAGGAAGAGCUUCAGCAGCCCGGCAUCCAAGAAACGACCGACAUAAGUGUCAGUAAGGUGUCAGCUCCCAGCACCUUCCUGGGCAUUUUUAUUUAA